UUUUGUGAUUAUAGUAUCAUUUGUUUUAUCAGUUAAUUUAAUUUUUUUCAAACGUAAAUUUCAAGUCAAAUGUUUACAUAAUUUAAAGCAAACAUUUUUGUAUUAAAAAGAGUUUUUGAUUUUAUUAAAAUGAAUAUAUCACCAUUUUCUGAAAAAGAUUUUGAUGUUGUGAAUUGGAUCAAUGACAAACUAACAGAAAAACCUCCUAAUGAAUGUCGAGAAGUUAUACCAUCAAUGUUAAAAAAAUUGCAACUCUGUGUAGAACAAGUUCAAGAAGUAUUAGAUGAAUCUACUGAACAAGUUUUAUUUUCUUUACCAAAAGUUAUUAAUGAUGUUGAGAAAUUUGAAGAUCAAGCAACUAACAUAAAACAAAAAAUCACUGAUUUAAAACAAGAAAUAAAUUCUAUUAAGAAUAAUACUGGAGAAUCAUUAACGAAAUUGCAAAUAUUUGAUGAUAUUAAAUGUAAAAUGGAAGUUACAAAACAUGCUUUAGAAGAAGCAGAUAAUUGGACAAAACUAAUAGCUGAUAUUGAGAUUCUUAUUGAAAAUGAAGAAUUAGAAAAAGUUACAAAAAGAAUAGCUAAGAUGCAAAAAUCAUUAACAGUGUUAAAAAAUGUUUCUGAUUAUGACAAAAGAAAAAAUCAGUUAGAAGAACUAAAAAAUAAACUAGAAAUUAUAUUAACUCCAAUGCUGAAUGAAGCUUUUGAGAGUGAAAAUAUAGAAGAAUCAAAACGAUUUGUUCAAAUAUUUACGGAAUUGGAUAAGCAUGAUCAGAUUAUCAAGUACUACAUUAAGUGUAAUAAAAAUAUGUUACGCAAAAAAUGGUCGUCAAAAAUUUAUGAUAAGAAAUGUACUUUAAAUCCUGUAAUAUUUUUUGAAAAUUUUUAUGAAUCUUUGAUUGAAUGCAAAAGACAACAAAUUAUUCUUUACAAAAAAUUAUUUAAUAUUGAUGAAAUACCAGCUAUUGAAGCACUGUUGAUUCAGUCAUAUGGAGAUUUAUUUAAUACUUUAGAAUUACCAAUGUUUGAAUUAGUUGAUAUUUCAAUGAAAAAUAACAAUGCGCCAUUGAUAAUGCUUUUGGAUUUAUAUUCUGUUACGGAAAUAUUUGUUAAAAACAUUCAAAAUGAUUCAAAAAUAAAUGAUACUUUUAAUUGGAAUGAUGUUCUCAUUAAUAUUUAUAGACCUUUAAUUCCACAAAUUGCAUCUUAUAAAGAUUUGGAGUAUGAGCAUUCCAAAAAAAUUACAGAAAUUAAAUUUAUUAGCAAUGAUUUAGUUGAUAUAGUGCAAGAGUUUGCUCAAACACAAUUGACAUGCUUUAGAGCAUCAGAAGAAGCUAGGCGUAGAUGUGCAAUUUUUAAUAAUUGUACUUUUCCAGGAAUGGUAUUUGCAAUUAAUAAAAUUUUUUCUAGUUUAAUUGAAGGAGGAAAAGAAAUACUGAAAAAAAUUUUAGCUAAUAUUAAAAUUGGUGAAAAUUGGGACGUGUUCCAAGUUUGUUUAAAUUUUUUACAGUCUACUGGAGAGUUUUUAAGGGAAUUAUAUCUAAUGGAAUCAGAAUUUAAAUGUUUUCUAAUAACAAAUGAAAAUCGUGCUUUAAAUGCUUCUAAAUACUUACUUACAGAAGAUAAACAAAGAGAACUUCAAACUAUUAUCAGCUUUCUCAAAGAUGUUAAAAGUGAAUGGAAGUUAUUCAGAGAAACAAUUCAAGGAGUAGAGAGAUUAUGUUCACAUAUUUACCAAACCUUUUAUAAAAUAUCAUUUCGACCAAUUUCUCAUUACUUAGAACAAGUAAAUAAAAUAAAAUUUAGCAAUGAUAAUUAUUCUGAUGCAUAUAGAUUGGCACCAGGAGAAUAUAUUACCCAGAUAGGACAAUAUCUUAUUACACUUCCUCAACAUGUGGACCCUUUUUUUAUGAGAGAAAAUGAAUCAAUAACUACAGCAUUAACUUUAUCCGAUCAGAGGUAUUCUGAUGCUAAUCAGGAGGAAAGUUAUACUAAUGUGUUAUUAAGAAUAUUAUCAAAUAACACUUGUGAUGUAUUUGUAAAGCAAAUACAAUCUCUUAAAGACCUAAACAAUGUAGCUUCUUCACAUUUGUCAGCAGAUAUAGAAUACUUAGGAUGUGUUCUUGAAGAAUUGGGAGUUAAACUUACUGAUACAAUUAGUCAAAUUAUGAAUUUACUCAAAUUACCAAGUGAAGAAUAUAAUUUAAAGUCAUCAUCAAUUGCUUCCUCAAAAAUAGCAGCAGUAAUAGCAAAAAUAAGAAACAUAAAAUAA
Messenger RNA from Daktulosphaira vitifoliae (grape phylloxera), 2271 nucleotides. RefSeq names its product conserved oligomeric Golgi complex subunit 7 (gene Cog7). Bases 130 to 2271 code for a protein of 713 amino acids. The record is from RefSeq and is a predicted model, not a curated record. Gene Ontology annotation, cellular component: COG complex. NCBI's taxonomy places the organism in Eukaryota, Metazoa, Arthropoda, Insecta, Hemiptera, Phylloxeridae. Gene Ontology annotation, biological process: retrograde vesicle-mediated transport, Golgi to endoplasmic reticulum; intracellular protein transport; Golgi organization. The transcript has 13 exons.